GUUAUCAUUUAAGUAUGGCUGAGGGAAAUUUACCGAUAUAUAAUUCAGAAAGUAGAUAUGGUCAGUACCGUGUGAUAGAUACUUCGGGGUUCGAUGCUCAGAAUACGUCACGCACGAGAACUUUAACUUUAAACACGCCUACAUGUACUCCCGAUAUAAGGUCUUUUCAUGAAACGGAAGGACAAGUUAACACGCAUUCUUCACCUAGGUAUAGGGAAAUUUUCCAUAAUACUUCUUAUGGGUCUGAUUCAUUUCUUGGUUCCCCUACUUUUAGACAAGAGUUUAGUACUCCGAAAGUAAGAUUUAGUUCACACUCCCCUACUGUUCGGGGUGAUACAAAUGAAGGAUUAUUACGUAUUGGUGAUAGUCAUAGCUUACCCUUGUAUACAGGAAGUGCUCGAGAUGACUUAGAUACGUCUAUCCCGGGGGUUAAAGGGACUGAUUUUGAUAAAAAGCCAGUGCUUUCCCCUUUAAAAACUGAUUAUACUGUUCCUAAUGUAACAGUUAGACAUUAUAGCUAUAUGAAGAGUUCACCCUCUUUAGUGACAAAGCGUAACAUUAGUAGCGUUACGUCACCGGUUAUGGUUAAUACAUGCCAGACACCAGUGCCUCAUACUUUAUCGAACCAUUAUUCGCAAAGUGUAGGUUUUCCGAGUAAUUUAUCUCGAGGAAACGCAUUUAUGCCUAGAACUUAUAGUGCUCCGAUUAACACUAUGCACUCGGGUAUUACAAAUACUCGGCCAUCUUCGGUUAUGAAUAUAAGUCCCGAUCAUUUCGAUGGUACUACUAGUGAAUGGUCCGAUUAUAUUAUUCAUUUUGAGCAAGUAGCCAACUGGAAUAGUUGGGAUGAUCAACAAAAAGCAUGCAUGUUAACAAUUAAUUUGCGGGGGGAAGCACAGCGAUUACUGUCUACAUUACACCCUUCUCAACUUGCAAGUUAUUCGGAAAUUAAACGUGUGCUAACGCAAAGAUUUAGUCCACAUGAACGUGAAGUUGCCUUUCGCUGUGAAUUCCGUAAUCGGAAGAGAAGCAAGGGUGAAUCCGUUUCGGACUAUGGUUAUGCACUACGCAGAUUAGCUCAAAAAGCAUUUCCUUUAAUGCACAGUGAUGCUUUAGAAACAUGUAUUAUUGACCAAUAUAUUCAUGGAUUAGGUCCUUUUGAAUUAAGAAAGCACGUACAAUUUACACAUCCUAUUACUUUGGAUCACGCAAUUAGUGCUGCCGUAGACUUUAUGUCAUUACAGGGUUCGGUAGAUAAAAUGACAAAACCAUUAGAUGAUGAAAGGGAGUUAACUCGUCCAUUGAAUGCUAUUUCGUCAACAUCAGUUGCGUCCCUUAGACCUACAAAUUUAAAGACUGAUUGUAGUUUAGACGAAUUAAAGCAAAUGAUGUCUUCUCUUUUUUAUCAAAAGUUUGAGCAAAAAUUUCAAGAAAUGACUGAUUCUUACAACAAGAAAACAUAUGGAACUCAAUUUAGGCCAAAUAAUUCCUCGAGAUUUUAUCAAAACACUGGUAUUGAUAGGCCUUCAAUGAGACGCAGUAAUAGCCCUAUGCGUAACUAUGGUAACGCGUACCCCCACUACCAAGGUGUAAAUCAUAAAUAUGGUUCUACUACAAACACCAAUUAUAACUCCCAGUCUAGAAAUCAUCAAAAUAUGACACAGGGAAAUUCUUUUUAUGAGAAACCUAACUUUAAAGACAUACAGUGUACUUACUGUCAUAAAAAAGGUCACAUUGAGAGCCGUUGUUAUGCUAAAAGAAAUGCUUUGAAUCAGGGAAACUAGGUCAGACUGAGGUUGAGGCCAAAACGUCAGUCAGUUCUCAAUUGGUUAGGCCUAUAGAAUUUCAAAAUGUACAUAUUAAUAGUGAACCUCGUACACUUGUUUGUACUUCGUCUCAAUCUAAGGUAGAUAACAUUCUUACCAAAGUUUCUUUGCCUGAAAUGACGUAUAGUUCAAAUUUGAAUUAUAAAAACAAAUCUAAUAAACAGUGUAUUCCAGAAAUUAUAGUUACACCCCCUCCAAAUGAUGUUAAAAAUGACCAAAAGCUUGUUUCUUUAGAAAUUCCUAGUAAAAUUGAGGGUCAAGAAGUAGUACAACCCAAACCGGAAGUUAUGGGUCAUAAAGUAUAUCGUUCUCAAAACGAAAGUGAAAGUAGACCUUUAGCUUUCAAAACUGAAAGUUGUCAAAAAUCUGUCAUUUCAGACCAAAACUUAAUCAAAAAUAACUCUGGGAAAAGUGAAUUAGUUUCAGAACUUAAAAAUGUUGACAAAACUUCUUGUUAUUAUGCAAAAGUAGAUUUAGGUUCUCUUAAAGGAGGGAUGCUAAUUGAUACUGGAAGCCCAGUUUCUAUUUUGUCAAGUUCAUGUUAUAAAAGGCUUCAA
Messenger RNA from Ruditapes philippinarum (Manila clam), 2383 nucleotides. RefSeq lists its product as uncharacterized. NCBI's taxonomy places the organism in Eukaryota, Metazoa, Mollusca, Bivalvia, Venerida, Veneridae. The record is from RefSeq and is a predicted model, not a curated record. Gene Ontology annotation, molecular function: nucleic acid binding; zinc ion binding.